Messenger RNA from Mytilus californianus (California mussel), 3735 nucleotides. RefSeq names its product RING finger protein 10-like. Gene Ontology annotation, molecular function: metal ion binding; transcription cis-regulatory region binding. The coding region runs from base 296 to 2680 and encodes 794 amino acids. The record is from RefSeq and is a predicted model, not a curated record. Gene Ontology annotation, biological process: positive regulation of transcription by RNA polymerase II. The transcript is spliced from 18 exons. Lineage: Eukaryota; Metazoa; Mollusca; Bivalvia; Mytilida; Mytilidae.
UUUGGCGAUAUAUGGUCGCCAUUUGUGAGAUUUUCUAAGCGAUCAAAGAUCGCUGAAUUGCGUAAUUCCAAGCGCAUCCAAGCUUUUUGGGGCUCGUGUUCCCCAAGUUGUUUAUUUUAAGUUCACUAACUCUCAAAAUCUUAACAUUUAAAAGGUCAAAAUUCUAUAAGAAUUUUGUUUUUUUCUCUUGUAUUGUGCAAUCAUGGAGCUGUAAAAAUGGUGUCUGUGAAAAUCUAUUUCUGUCAAAUUCCUAAAGGAAAGGCCUGUGGGUCGAACCUCGGUAAAACAGAGAUUGAUGUUAGAGGAGAGUGCUAUUACAAUGGAAAAGAAAUCAAACAAUCGUCCUUCUUCUGCUCCACAAAAACAAAAUGGUUCAGAAUCUAAAAAAACUGAUCAUGGAAAUCAAAAGCAACUGUCAAAUAAAUAUGCAAAAAGGAGAGAAACUAACAACAGUAAAUCGUAUUAUCAAGAAUCAAGUCCACGACGUCCAACACCACAGAAAAAUAAAUAUGCUAUGGAUAAGAGACCUAGACCCAGGGGAGGAGGAUUUCCAAGAGAAGACGUGACAGAGGAGUACCCUGUUGAUUAUGGUUCACCUCUAUUAAAAGGAAAAAAGGUUAAUUUAAACCAUUUACUGAAUUUCUCCUAUGCUCGGAAUGAUUCUUAUGAAGAACCCCCUCACUGGAGUGGAGGGGGGAGGGGCAGUGGCAGGAGAAGGACUAGUGGAAGAAUUAGCUAUAACAAGGAACAGUUCCUACAAGCAAACUAUCAGUUUAUUGUCAAAGAAGAUGGGGAUUAUGCCAUACAUAACAUUGAUCCUGACAAAUUAGUGGAUUGGGAUAGUGUGGAACUCAUUAAAGUGAACAGUCAUGAAAUAUCAUCUUGUCCUAUAUGCUUAGACAAACCAUUAGCAGCAAAAAUGACCAGAUGUGGCCAUAUUUACUGUUGGCCAUGUAUUCUCCAUUAUCUGGCAUUAGGAGAGAAAACUUGGAGGAAAUGUCCUAUAUGUUAUGAAGCUAUACAUGAUAAGGAUUUGAAAAGUGUUGUAACACAGGAAGUUCAUAAAUACAAUACAGGGGAGACAAUUACAAUGACACUGAUGAGGAGAGAGAAAGGAAUGACAUAUGCCUUGCCCAAAGCCAUGUGGGAGAAGAAGGAAGGAAAAAUACAUAGUUACACAGAUGAUGUAAACAAAACAAACUUCCUGAAGUUGUUAUCCAUAUCAGAGGAAGAUAUUCAGAAGUUUGUAGUGGAACCAGAAAGAUUGACAUUACAGAGUAAACUACAAGAUGCUGAGACAUCAGAAGUUGCUUUUAUAGAUUCAGCACUACAUUUAUUAAAGACAAGACAGCAGACAACAGAUGGUUCAGGUAACAACAGCAGCAGUAGAUCAGAAUCUGAAUCAUCAACAGAAGAUAUACCAGAACCUGCUGUAACUGUACCUAAAAUGCUACCAUCUACUAAGGCAAAAAACUAUGCAUCUGCCUUCUCUGAUGAUGAAGAAGAAAGUAUGGACGUAACACAAAACAGAAGUUUAAGCACUUCUGAGGCUGAAGUUACUGUACCAGAUACAGCAAGGACUCCUAGUCCUCCUUCAGAAGCAGUGGCUAUUGCCAGUAAACCUGAACCUGAAGAUUUGUCAGCUGUCUGUGGUUCCCCCCAGGACCUGAGACAGUCGCCUCCUGUUGAUGUUCUACCCGAUUCCUUACCAGUAGAGGAAGCAGCUGAAUAUCUAGAGAUGCCAGUCGUUACUGAAGAUCAACAGAGUAAAAAGAGACAGUUCAAUGACAAUGCUUUCUACUUUUAUCAAGCUUCAGAUGGACAACAUAUCUACCUACAUGCCCUGAAUGCCAGGUGUUUAGUGAAGGAGUAUGGUUCCCUGUCUAACUGUCCAGAGACUAUCACUGCAAAUAUAGUACAGAUGGAGAACAUAUUUAUGUCUGAGGAAUUAAGGAAAAGGUUACGAUAUCUUGGACACUUACCUUUGACAUGUGAAUUUGAAGUAGCUGAAUUAACAUUAAAACCUCCUGUGUUGUCAAAAGAGACACUUAAAUAUUUUACUGAUGAAAUUGAGAAGAGAAGACGUCUGCGUCAAAAGAAAAGCAGGGAAGAGAAAAGAUGGACUAGGAAAGUACAAGAUGAGGAAAACAAAAAGAUGGCUAAAUACAAUAUCUAUGGAACUGAUUCCAGAAUUGUACAGAGCCAGUUCAUGCCAACAGCGAUGUCAAUAAAUAGACCAAGCUCACCUGCUGCCAAGAGUGAUGAUAGUUCAUACAGUAUGUCAUCCAUAAACACCCCAGUAGGAUCACCACUAGUUGAUCCUGCUGUUGAAGAGGACCUUGAUGGACUUCAAACAUCAAACUUUUCAUUUGCUCAGAUGCUUAAAGCUGGCCAGUCUAAGACACCUACUUGGCCUAUGGCUAAAACUAAAUCAGAGGCACCCAGCAGUGUGUCUAGAUCUAAGGACAGUGAUGAUAGUGAUAAUGAAGACAAGGUCCCAAUCCCUAUGUUCAGGGAAUCAUUUGGUGAUGCCAUACAAACAGCUUUAGAUACACACAUGGCAAAAUCAAAAGAUGAAGGCUUAACCGUAGAAACAACAGAAAAAUCGGGUGGAAAGAAGAAAAAGAAACAACAGAAACUUCUCUUGUUUACAACAUCCAUGGCUCGUGGAGGGAAAUAGGCACCUUUGGUCACUUCAGGAUAAUGUAUAGUUUCACCAUACAAAGAAGAAAAGACUUUCAAUAUUCAUUAGAAUCGUCAUUAAAAUAUAUUGUGCUUACAUCAGUAAUUUUACAGCUUAUUGUCAUAUUUUUAUGCUGACUGACCAGCUUGGACAUUUAAGGCCUUAUUAUUCUAUUUUUCUAAAGAAGAAUACUUUUUAGUUUUGAAAUGUCAUACUUUUUUUGCUUUAUUAUUAUUGUUUGAAAAUGGUAAAUCCAUUCUGUUCAUAUUGUAAUAGACUAUUCAUAUUGGUUAAAAUAAUUGUCAUGAGAGUUUAUUGCAAAAAUAUGAAAAAUAAUAAGAGGAGUAAGGCAAAAAAUUGAACAUUGGGGGAUUUUAUUCAAUACAAUUGUGGUUGAACAUAUUACUGGGGAUGUAUGAAAUUAUUUUCCAUUUUGAGGAUUUUUCAUUUGUCAAAACAUCUAAUAUUUAUUAGAAGCCCUGUUUAAUUUAAUGCAGUUAAUAUCAUUGUCACUAUGUCAAGUUUGACCAUCUUACUAUUAAUUCCAUCACUAUAUGAAAACAUUGUUCCCUCACAAAACCUGUACUUAAUGUUUUACAUGGCAGUAUUCAAUUAAGGAAACAAAUGAUACUGGUAAGUAUAAAUGGAUUUUUACUUCCAUAUACUUUUCUUACCCCACAUAACAAUAUUACGAAAAGAUGAGAGGAUAUCAAACAUUUAUUCUUUACUCAUUUUCUUGAUAAAUUACAAUAGCUUUAUUUGAUAAAAAGAAAUAAUUGAAACAAUUGAAAAAAUAGAAAUAAUCAGAAGUAACUUUAACAAAGAAAUUUGCAAUGAGUCCCCGUUAUGGAAUUCUAUUCCCAUACACAGUAUUUGAAAUUACUGUAUUUGUGUUGCAGUGUAUCUAAACAUUAUACUGAAGUGACUAAUAAUCAUAUUCUAUUGCUUACAUUUGUAGUUUUCAUUGUGUACAGUCUGUGAUUGGUGCAUAAUUAAGCAAAACAUUAAUUUUAUACAUUGUUAUCAAAUUAAAAUAAUCCAUCAUUGCAUUA